UUAUAAAUCCACUGCUCAGUGGAUGCACAGAAAAAGAAAGAUGCUGAGGGUAUUGGGAAGAAGAGCAUCCACGUCUCAUCAAUGGCGAAAUCCGGUAUCACUUCUCCAGAAAUGUCAGUUCUGCAUAGGAGUGCUUCCCGACGGCGUCGAUCGUCAAUCUCCUUCCUUCUCUCAGAACUCCGCUAUCAUGAACGAUUACAUUUCCGAACUCAAAUCGCAUGUCCAAAAGGUGCUUGGCGGAGGAGGAGCAGAAUCUGUGAGGAGGAACCGGAGCAGGAACAAACUUCUCCCUAGAGAGAGAAUCGAUCGCCUGCUUGACCCUGGCUCUUCAUUUCUUGAGCUUUCUCAGCUUGCAGGCCAUGAGCUAUAUGAAGAACCUUUACCAUCUGCUGGGAUAAUCACUGGAAUAGGACCUGUGCAUGGGCGACUUUGUAUGUUUGUGGCUAAUGACCCUACUGUAAAGGGAGGAACUUACUAUCCCAUCACUGUUAAGAAACACCUUAGGGCACAAGAGAUUGCUGCUCAAUGUAAAUUACCGUGCAUAUACCUUGUUGAUAGUGGAGGUGCUUACCUUCCAAAGCAGGCUGAUGUCUUUCCUGACCGGGAUAACUUUGGUAGAAUUUUCUAUAAUGAAGCACAAAUGUCUGCAGAAGGUAUUCCUCAAAUUGCUCUGGUAUUAGGUUCUUGUACUGCUGGUGGUGCUUAUAUACCUGCAAUGGCGGAUGAAAGUGUUAUGGUCAAAGGAAAUGGUACCAUAUUUCUAGCUGGGCCUCCACUUGUGAAGGCUGCUACAGGAGAAGAAGUCUCUGCUGAGGAUUUGGGAGGUGCAACUGUGCAUUGCAAAACAUCAGGGGUUUCAGAUUAUUUUGCUCAAGAUGAAUUGCAUGGACUUGCUAUUGGGAGGAACAUUAUCAAGAAUUUCCACAUGGCUGGAAAACUGGGGAUUGUAAAUGAAUUGCAAAAUAUUAUUCCUGAAUUUAAAGAACCAGUUUAUGAUGUAAAGGAGCUCCGUUCAAUUGCACCAGCAGACCACAAGCAGUCUUUUGACAUCCGAUCAGUUAUUGCUCGCAUUGUUGAUGGAAGCGAAUUUGAUGAAUUCAAGAAAUUGUAUGGAACUACUCUUGUAACAGGUUUUGCUAGAAUUUUUGGACAACCUGUGGGCAUAAUCGGAAACAAUGGGAUAUUAUUUAAUGAAUCUGCUCUAAAAGGGGCCCAUUUCAUUGAAAUAUGUACUCAACGCAACAUUCCUUUGGUGUUUCUUCAGAACAUCACUGGAUUUAUGGUUGGUUCAAGAUCUGAGGCAAAUGGGAUAGCAAAAUCUGGAGCGAAGAUGGUGAUGGCAGUUUCUUGUGCAAAGGUUCCUAAAAUUACUAUUAUUGUUGGCGGAAGCUUUGGUGCUGGAAAUUAUGCAAUGUGUGGGCGUGCAUAUAGUCCCAAUUUCAUGUUCCUUUGGCCAAAUGCCAGAAUAUCCGUGAUGGGUGGUGCUCAGGCUGCUGGUGUGCUUUCUCAAAUAGAAAGAGGCAACAAGAAAAAGCAAGGAAUCCAGUGGCCAAAGGAUGAAGAAGAAGCAUUCAAGGCAAAGGUGGUGGAGGCAUACGAGAAAGAGGGAAGCUCCUAUUACUCAACUGCAAGACUCUGGGACGACGGCAUCAUUGAUCCAGCAGACACAAGAAAAAUCAUAGGUCUCUGUAUCUCUGCAACCACCACCAACCAUGCCCCAGAAGAUACCAAGUAUGGUGUAUUUAGAAUGUGAACUACCAUCAGUUUCUUUAUAAAAUAAACACACUGGCAGUGAAAUGUUUACUGCCCAAUAACCCAAAUGGGUUCUCUUGGAAGCACUAUGUUGCUCUGUUAUAUUCUCCCCAAGAGUUCUUUACAAGGGAUUUGGGUUUUAUAGAAAUAAAAUUCAAAUCUUGGUUCAAAAAAA
This is a messenger RNA of Vitis vinifera (wine grape), 1927 nucleotides long. Its product is annotated as methylcrotonoyl-CoA carboxylase beta chain, mitochondrial. Gene Ontology annotation, molecular function: methylcrotonoyl-CoA carboxylase activity. The coding region runs from base 23 to 1753 and encodes 576 amino acids. Lineage: Eukaryota; Viridiplantae; Streptophyta; Magnoliopsida; Vitales; Vitaceae. Gene Ontology annotation, biological process: L-leucine catabolic process. The transcript has 10 exons. Gene Ontology annotation, cellular component: mitochondrion; methylcrotonoyl-CoA carboxylase complex. The record is from RefSeq and is a predicted model, not a curated record.